Molecule: messenger RNA, 3581 nt
Organism: Macrosteles quadrilineatus (aster leafhopper)
Lineage: Eukaryota; Metazoa; Arthropoda; Insecta; Hemiptera; Cicadellidae
Product: lachesin-like
Exons: 12
Coding region: 243-1640 (465 amino acids)
Cellular component (GO): neuron projection
Source: RefSeq, a predicted model, not a curated record
CACCUCCGUACGACAGACGUGCGUCAGUUACAGCUUCUGAAUACGUAAUCUUAGGUGUUAAACGGUUAUAAAAUAAGUGUGUGGUGUUCAUUGUAAGGUGUGAGGCAGACGCGCGCGUCAACAGCUCAGUAUUCACCGUGCUGUCAGGAGGGGAGCAUCUACGCGUCACUGUGUCCUCUCUCUACGAGCUUACAAACAGAUGCGUAUUGGUAAUGAUGUGAACGACCAAGCGCUGGGCUAGGAUGAUACCUCUGCAAUACAUAUUUGGCGUACUACUCGCUGCAGCACUAGUCGCACAAUCUGGUAUAGCGUUCCAACCUGAGUUUGCAGAGCCACUGGAGAACCUGACAGUUGCAGUAGGGAGAGACGCCACCUUCAGGUGCACAGUACAGCACCUGGGCGGAUACAGGGUUGGCUGGGUGAAGGCUGACACGAAAGCGAUACAAGCAAUCCACGAUCACGUGAUCACUCACAACCCUCGUGUGUCUGUGAGUCACUCAGAUCACUCCACGUGGAACCUACAUGUCCGCAGUGUACAGGAGGAGGACAGAGGACAGUACAUGUGUCAGAUCAACACGGACCCUAUGAAGAGUCAGAUGGGGCACCUGGAUGUAGUGGUUCCGCCAGACUUUGUCAACGAGGAGACCUCCAGCGACGUCAUGGUGCCUGAGGGAGGAACUGCCAAGUUGACGUGCAAAGCCCGAGGAUAUCCAACACCGCACGUUACCUGGAGAAGAGAAGACAACGGCGAGAUCGUCGUCAAAGAGGCUGGAGGAAAAACCAAAGUGACGUCAUACCAAGGGGAGGUGCUGAAGCUGCCCAAGAUCACGAGGGGUGAGAUGGGUGCCUACCUGUGUAUAGCCUCUAACGGCAUCCCACCCUCUGUAAGCAAGAGAAUACUCGUCAACGUGCAUUUCCAUCCAGUGAUUCAGGUGCCCAAUCAGCUGGUAGGAGCUCCUACGGCCACUGACGUCACUCUAGAGUGCUAUGUGGAAGCAUCGCCAAAGUCCAUCAACUACUGGGUGCGCGACUCUGGAGAGAUGGUGAUUUCGAGUGAGAAAUACGAAGUUCAGAGUGUCACAAAGUCUUUGUUCGAGGUGAAAAUGAUCCUCAUCAUUCGUGGAUUCAAUAAACCGGAUGUUGGUUCAUACCGAUGCAUUGCCAAAAACUCAUUAGGAGAAGUGGAGAGCAAUAUCAGGCUAUAUGAAAUCCCCGGACCCACGCGGAAGGUGUACCAAGGACCUCCUGACGACGAGGAGGAUCAGAAUUACGAGGUGUACGGCUCAGCCGAGGAAGAGGGUCAAGACGAAAUAUCAAACUCAGUACAGGUUGUAGCAGGUUGGGGGGACACUCCUACUUCAUCAGGAGUUCCCUCAAAAGGAACCUUCAACACUGUACAAGUGUUAGACGGUGCAGCGCCCAGCAGUGCUUCACGGCAUGCAGGCACUCUAAACACGAUACUCGCUGCAAUAUAUAAAACCCGAUUAAGCAUUAGAACACAAGCAAUCAGUAUCUUCAAUACAUCUUCUUUGUGGAAAUUAAAUGUGUUUUUUGUCAAAACUCUUUAUUUCCCUGUAACUAUUUGCACGAAUCUUUUACUCUCGAUUUGUUUUCCAACUCAGACACCGUUCAGUCUCUGACAUGAAGUCCGUUUAAGAUCACACAUGUUUGCUCCUUAGUCUCCGGUGAUUGCAAUAGACUUUAAGAGACUGAGUAUUGUUGUUAGUGUAAAUUGUUAGAGUUGUAAACUUUGUUUGAGGAAAAGUUCUAUAAAAACUGUUUAUUUUAUUAACUCAUAAUUGCGCUUAUAGUGAAUUGUAUCCAAUUAACAAAAGUAUUUUGAGAUUCAAUUAAAGUUGUACUCUUCAAUAAACUAGUACAUUAUUGAAUCAUGUUUUAACAAUAUUGAUGGGAAUAAAUCACAAUAAAUAAAUGAUGUUGUACCUAUUUCAAAUAAUAUAACUCUAUAGUAACCUAUCGGUUAAGCGAUAGAAAAUAAACGUGGUUUAAAAUUAUCAUUAUAAAAAUGGUUUUCUUUUUGUUAUUAGUAAUUCUUACUAAUAAGAAGUAAGAGUUAAGAAAGUAGACGUAUUCUCUGAAAUUUAAAUAAGAAUGACAUAUGUUUCAUACGGUUCUUUUUGCACAUUACACUAUUCAGACAUUUAGUUUUUUAGACCUUUAAAAAGGCCGAUUUUUGUUUAAGGAAACAUAAAAAAGUAAAAAUACAAGUACAACAACAAUUUUUAGUUUUUUCAACGUUUAAUGUAAUUGAAAGUAUUAAUACAAUUAUUAAUAUUUAUUAAUACAAUUUAGCAAUUAUGCCAACAAAAAAAAGUUUGUUAUCAAUACACACCUGCAUAAACCUUUCAGCUUGCCCCUUACCUCAUGAGCUUUAACUCCGUAAUUACUUUUUGUAUUUUCGUAUCUUUCUGCAAUCCAAUAAAUGAGCAAUACAUCAACAAAAUCAAAAUCCAAAUAGUGAAAACUAAUAAAUAUUCCGGUUCAACAUACACAUUUUAGGUGUUAAAUAUGUAAGAAAUAACUAAAUUCUGAGUUAAACACUAUCACAAAAAUCCAUUUUAAUUCAUAAUCAAAACAAAAACAAUCCAUUGUAAACAAGAGUAUUUUUAACAUGCGAUUUGAUACAUUAAGCAACAUUAAUUGACACAAAUGAUUUUAUAUAGUAUGUAUCAGUACGCUACAAUGUUUUAUGGUUACCCAGAAUGGCAAACAAUUACAUUCCUUGUAGAAUGCAUUUAGACAUAAUGUAAGAUUUAAGUACAACUGAGCAUAGCAAUGAAACUAAGCUAUUUGCAAACUCAAAAGCUACAUUAAACAUUUUUUAAGCAAUUGUUUCUGAUCAAAUAAUGUCUGGAUAUCAUAUAACAAAUUUAUAACGUAGCUUUUAUAUGGGAUCUGUACAUAAUCGUUUGUAAGUAAAUGUAGUUUUAGUAAGGUGCAAAGUAUGAUUUCACUUGUUACAAUAGCUGAUGUAAAUAUAAAGUUGUGUGCCUAAUGUAAUGUUACAUUUGACAAAAUAUCAACCUAUAAAUAGACAAACGCUUAUGUAAAUACUAUCCAAUCGUUAGAGCAGUGUGUCAAGUGCGUUGACAAUAAUAUGCUUAUUUCGUUUAUUUAAAAUGUAUAAAUAACAUAUUCUUUUGAUUCAUCUUGCUACGCUGUAUUCAUGGAAACCAGUUAUUGUAAUAAUUACGUAAAAAAUUUGAAGGUCGUACGUUUUUGUAAGUCGUUAUGCAUUUAUUUAUUAACAACUGUAACAUAGGAAACGAAAUAUUUCAAAAUACCUAAAAACUGCUAUUUACUAUCACUUUUGCUAAUCUCAAUAAGUAUUGACUUUCCCCAAGAAUGUUUACAUGUAUUCAUAGUAAACCAGAACAGAUGUAAAACUUUUACUCCCUUGAGAUUGAUAUAGCAGCCCAUCUCAGCUUGUAGGACCAUUGUACAUUCCCCAAGUGUAACCUAAAAUACAGGAACCUGAUGUGAUGUAUAAUCAUUUAAGUUGUACAAUUGUUUAGUAGGCUGUGGAAAUUGUUAAGUUGUGUAAACGGUUACGUUUAUAA